Molecule: messenger RNA, 1278 nt
Organism: Pelmatolapia mariae (spotted tilapia)
Lineage: Eukaryota; Metazoa; Chordata; Actinopteri; Cichliformes; Cichlidae
Product: protein shisa-5-like
Exons: 4
Coding region: 116-598 (160 amino acids)
Source: RefSeq, a predicted model, not a curated record
GUUCAGGUCAGACCCCUUCCUCUAAAACGCGUUGGCUCUGGAAAAAAACAGAUCCUGUCCAUUUGUGUAUCCGGUUGAAAGCUGUUUACAUACAUUUUAAGCUGCCAUUGCUGUCAUGAAUGACAUAAAAAUCCUCAUAUAUGUAAUCGGAUUUAUCUUGUCAAUCCUUUUCUGUAUGUGUAAAUGCCUGUGCAAAAGCCCUGACAAUGAAAAUUCUGUGAUGGCUACCGCUGACCACACCACAAAUGUCAACAGCACUUCUCAGCAGUACACUCAGCAACCAACUGCAGCACCUGGGCCCUCUCAGUCCCAUCAGAGAGCGUCCUACCAGCCAGCACCAGCUCAGCCUGAUGACCCAGCUGAGCUCAUGACCACAUCACCCAGCCAUGAACAGCCAUUCCUAAGACCACCACCAUCAUAUGAGGAAACAACUGGUCCUGCCUACCCUCUACAACUGAUGCCUUCCAGCGAGACAGUGUUCAUCCCCAGCAAUCCACUGUACCUAUCAGAGGGUACUGUGCAUGAGUACAACGGUCUACAGGACAGCACAGACUUCCUAACCAGCUCUGCAUGCAACCCUGAAUUUGUUAUACGCUAGGCUUAAUAGUCAUAGCGCCCCAAUUAGACACAAACAUGAUGCAAAAUAUUUGGCUCAAAUGGAAGUAUGUACUUUGACUGAAGAUGAUAAACUGCAGAGUAACUUGAUGUAUUUUUAAUUUUAUUCUUUUAACCCUUUAUUGACCGGCCCUUCAAAUUUACCUGUAAAAUGGGCCCGCCGGUGGGCCCAUGGUCAAUAAAGGGUUAACCAGUUUUUAGUGGCUCAAGUUAUUUAGAAAAGUUGAAACAUGAGGUCACUGUUUCUCACUAAUUGUCUUUGGCCUUAUUCCUCAAGAUCUCUCCCUCUUGUUUUCACUCUCUAUCGGGGAAAGUACUUGACAGUCAGAUUCAGUGGUCAGCAGUUAGAAGGUGUUUCAGUGUUCAUUAGAAAUGCAUCAAUGGAUGCGCAUGCAAGAUAAAUAUGAACACGUUGAAGAAGCUAAAGUCAGGCGGUUGUACAGAAAAUCAUUGUGAAGUUUAAUAACUUUUGUUAUUAUUUUAUUAUAUUCUUUUAUUAUAUUUUUUACACUGAAUAUGGUUUGAGUUAUAGAUUUUAGAAAAACAAUCAGUUGUCAAACAGCGCAUCUCUGUGGAUAUCAUCUCAUCGCUAUCUAUGAAUUUACUGCAGACCUGCAAAGUGCUGUUAACCUUUUUUUCCUCUGUGUAUUUGUGCGCAUUGCC